This is a messenger RNA of Anopheles cruzii, 6022 nucleotides long. RefSeq names its product signal-induced proliferation-associated 1-like protein 3. Gene Ontology annotation, molecular function: protein binding; GTPase activator activity. The record is from RefSeq and is a predicted model, not a curated record. The transcript is spliced from 3 exons. Bases 1 to 5586 code for a protein of 1861 amino acids. NCBI's taxonomy places the organism in Eukaryota, Metazoa, Arthropoda, Insecta, Diptera, Culicidae. Gene Ontology annotation, cellular component: cytoplasm. Gene Ontology annotation, biological process: activation of GTPase activity; regulation of small GTPase mediated signal transduction.
AUGUAUCAUAGAACCAGAGCUUCCUCCGUCCAUUAUCCGAUCGCUAAGAAGACCAAGGAUUCUAGCAAUGGGAUGAUAAACUUGGCGGAGGUUGGAGGACCACCACCUCUCAUCGGCGGCGGCGGAUCAGGAGCGGCGCAUCCGCAGCUGAUGCCAGCACCGGUCAUUGCCGGCAACGGCAUCACAAUGAUGGGCCACCAACAGCAGCAGCAGCAACAGCAACAACAGCAACAACACCAUCAUCAUACGCCGCUUCAGCAGUCACAGCAUCACCCGCCGCAGCAGCAACAGCGCAACUCGUCGCAUCAGUUGCCCCCGUCGGGAAUGCAUCUGCCACCGCCAGGCGUCCCCCCGGUGGGGCCACCACCGCCCCCACAGAACCGUUCGUCGGCCCGCGAACGGACCAUGCACGCGGUCGAGUACUACCGGUCGAAUGUCCGGCGCGCCCGGGUUGACGCCAAUCUGGUGCGGAACUCGCUGCACGAGCGCUACUCUUACGCCCAGCGGCAGAUGGGCGCACUGGGUCCGGGGCCGCCAAAGCUUGGUCCGUCGCAUGGCCACACGACGGAUCACCUGUACCGGAGCAACUCGAGCCUGGAGUUGAUCCACGAUCAUGGCGGCGGACCGGGCCACGAUCAUCUGUCACCGGGUGGCCCGGGAACUGGCGGCGGUGGUGGUGGUACGAACCUGAGGCGAGAGUACGGCAGCCACGGGUCGAUCGAUGUGAUAUCAUCCGAUCGUCAUCACAAUCAUCACAAUCAUCACCACCAUCAGCCACUGUCGGAGACGCCGGGCGAGAAGUUUCUGUCGAUGCUGCAAGAGUACCAACCGUUCGGUUUGGUGGACGCCUCGUCGUUGAUCUACUCGCUGAACAAGCAUCACGGCCACAGUCACACAAACGGUGGCACGACCGGCGGAUCGACGGUGGUUGUCAGCAACGGAACAGAAGACGUCGUGGACCGAGGCGGCGGUGGUGCAAACGCUAGUCCGAAGCUACGCAACAAAUUCCACCGCCUCUGGUCAUCCAGUACCAAUGGGGGGGCCUCGAACGGUAAACAGUCGCGCUCGCAGCAAGGAUCCGCUGCGGGCGCCGCGCAGAGUGCCGCCAGCACUGGCUCCUCGCUGGAUGACAGUCAGCUGUGUUUGGGGUUGAACGUGAGUGCGAGUUCCACAACGACGACUGUUUCGUCGGCCGACAUCGAGGAACGGCAGCGAAGACGCGCGUUCGCCCACUUCGACUGCCGCUCGCUGACCGCCAACCUGGGGUACGCGGCCAAAUUGCGCGGCUUUCUGCUGGAGCGCCGCCGCAACACGACCACCGGUGCAUCGGCGGCCGCCACCUACGGAACGCGCUCGUCCACACCGGACGGCACCGGUGGCGCUGGCACUGCCCCUAGCGGUGAGGGCGUGGACGAGGACUACGGUGAUGGGCAGCAGAAUGAGCUGCUCGAGAACUGUCCCUUUUUCCGCAACGAGAUCGGUGGUGAAGAGGAGCGCGAAGUGUGCCUGACGCGGAUGCAAGCGGCAGGCACCGGAGGGGGGAAUGCCGGCACGGCCGCAAAGCAGCAGCGAGCGAUCCAUCGGCCAGCGCUGGCGUACGGCGUUUCGGUGUUGGAGUGCGGCCCGAACGAAACGCUCUGGAAGGGUAACACUUGCCCGUACCAGCGCGGAACCCGACCGAUCGAGCAGAUCGACAACGGGGCACUGUACUACCGCCAAUACUUCUUCGGCCAGGAGCACCAGAACUGGUUCGGCAUGGACGAGCACCUGGGGCCGGUUGCGAUCUCGAUCAAGCGCGAAAAGCUACACCCAAAUCCAACGCAAACGCUGGCCCUGCACGGUUCGGACGUGGCCCCGACGACGACGCACCCGAGCGAGCAGUACCUUUACCGGCUGAUCGUGCGCACAUCGGAGCUGCUGACGCUGCGCGGUUCCGUCAUCGAGGACUCGAUCCCGAACGGGCGCGGAUCCGGCAAGCACGUCAAUACCAAAGAAAUUCUCGAGUACGUCGCACCGGAAGUGCAGAUCAACUGCCUCCGGCUGGCCGUCAGCACGGCCCAGUGCGAGCAGCAGCUGCUGAAGCUGGACGAGCAGGGCCUAACGAACAAGUACAAGGUCGGCAUCCUGUACUGCCGGGCGGGCCAAUCGUCCGAGGAGGACAUGUACAACAACGAGGAAGCGGGGCCGGCUUUUAACGAGUUCCUCGACACGAUCGGAACGCGCGUCCGGCUGAAGGGUUUCGAGCACUACAAGGCCGGGCUGGACAACAAGACCGACUCGACGGGGACACACUCGCUGUACGCGGCGCACCAGGAGUGCGAGAUUAUGUUCCACGUCUCGACGAUGCUCCCGUUCACGCCCAACAACCGGCAGCAGUUGCUGCGCAAACGGCACAUCGGCAACGACAUCGUGACGAUCGUGUUCCAGGAACCGGGCGCUCACCCGUUUACGCCCAAGAACAUCCGCAGCCAGUUCCAGCACGUGUUUAUCAUUGUGCGCGCGGUCCAACCGUGCACCGAGCACACGCAGUAUCGGGUGGCGGUGUCGCGCUCGAAAGACGUGCCCGUCUUUGGGCCACCGGUCCGGGCGGGGUCACAUUUUCCGCGCGGUAAACAGUUUGCCGAGUUUCUGCUCGCCAAAGUGAUUAACGCCGAGAAUGCGGCUCACCGAUCCGUCAAGUUUAUGAUGAUGGCAAUCCGAACGCGGCAGGAGUACCUGAAGGAUCUGGCCACCAACUACUGUACGGCCACGGUCGUCGAGACGGGGCAGAGGUUUUCGAUUUUCCCCAGCAAGAAGCGCGAACGGACAACGAAGCCACGGUUCUCGGGUGACCUAUCGCAGCGGGGUGCCUUCUGCUGGCAGGUGGUCCUGCAUGAUAGUGGCCAGGCGACACAAGUGGACUGCUUUCUGGGUAUCUCGGCCGAAACGUUCGUGCUGAUCGAGGAGUGCACACGGCAGAUCAUCUUCGUUACGCCGUGUAAGGCCAUCCUGGGUUGGUCGACGAGCCAGAACGCGCUCCGGGUGUACCACCAUCAGGGUGAGUGCGUGACGCUCAACAUGCGCGACACGGGCGAUCGGGACGAGCAGCUGGAGGUGAUCGAACGGUUGCGUGCGGUCACGAACGGGUGCGGUGCCCUCGAGCUCGGUUUGCGCCGCAAUCCGAUGGGACAGCUUGGGUUCCACGUGCAACCGGACGGGGUCGUGACGCAGGUGGAAAUAUCGGGCCAAGCGUGGGCCGCUGGACUGCGCCAGGGCUACCGGUUGGUCGAGAUCUGCAAGGUAGCCGUGGCGACCCUGUCGCACGAUCAGAUGGUCGAUCUGCUGAAGACCUCGGCCCAGGUGACGGUGACGGUCAUUGAAUCGUUUGCCGAUUUUGCCCCCCGACGUGGCUGUACGCUCCAGAACUGUCGCUUCAAUGCGAUGAACUACGAGAACGACUACGAAACGAUGCUUCUCGAGGGAGGUGGCGGUGGGAAGCACGGCGGUAACGGUAACGGUGGUGGUGGCAGCGCCAAAAAGGGUCUUCCCAGUGGACAGUUGCAGUCUUCGGCCAGUCACCGGCGACGGUAUGAGCGCAACUUUUCGCCACCACGAUCGAGCAACAGUUCGGGUUACGGCACCGGAAGCAGUAGUCGAUCGUUCACGGCGGCCGGCGCCGCCGCCGCCGGUGGACAGCAGUUGGUGGCUGCGGGGGUCACUAAUGGAACCGGCAACCACACCGAUAUGAUGGGCACACUGACGUCUUCGUCGAGUGGCCACUCGUCGAACGAUGAGCGUUGGUACGAUGUGUUGGAUCCACCGCAGGAAAGUCCCUCGUCGAUGAUGGGCGGAACGGCGGGGCCUCCGACGGUGAACGACGGAGCCGCGUCUGGAGCUGCCAACUACCACCACCCGAAGCUGACGGCUUCGAGCAACUCGCUGCCACUGGCCGGAUCGAGCCCGCGGCCCUUGUCGUUGCACAACGAAUCCGGCGGAUCGCGCGGAGGCUCAACGCACGCCCUGACAAACACGGGCCGUGACAGUUCGGCCAACGUGGCCCUGCUGAAGCGGCUCAUCAUUGCCGACGCGCCAAAUGGUGCACCGGCGGACGGCGGUGGCCACGUGACGUCCCCACAGCAAAUGCACCAGCACCAGCAAAUCGGUCACCAGCAAGUGUCGGGCCAGUUGCCGCAGGAACCACUGUACAGUAGCUCGCUGAAGAACCUUUCCAAUCACCAUCUGAGCGCCACGGAGGAGGAAAACCUUUCGCGGCACAAUUCCCCAUCGCAGUUGAGACGAUCCGCAACGACGACGAACAUUUACGGGAUCGCCGGAAAGAAACCGACGACGUCGGGUAGCAGUGCUUCGAGUAGCCGUAACAACAGCCCCCGGCCGAACGGUGAAACCAAGCUCCGGAGCGGCGUUAUGAAGGGACAGCUGCAUCCGCAGCGCAAUAGUGUCAACUACACCGGCAGCACCCUUCAGGAGGACCUCAUGAAGCUGAUCAACCCAGACUAUAUCGCGAACGAUGACAACUUCCACUCCGGAGCCGGAGGCGGUGGCAUGGAGAGGAUGCAGAAAGGGCACCAGAAUAGCCACAGUUUGGGCAACAUUGCCAGCUUGACGGGCGGGCUGAAACCGAUCCCGCAGAAAAGUCGCUCCCGGGAGGCCAUCAACCUGGGUUCGAGCCAACAACUGUCGGCGGCGGCCACGAACGGCGGCCUGAAGCUCACCAAUGGCGGUGGCACGAGCAGCCCGAGCGUGACGUCGGGCGAGGAGGAGGUCAUCUUUACGACGGCUCGCCCGGCGACCGUCGUUUCAUCGAACAGCUCCAGUCCGGCCAGUGAGCUGCUGGGCCAGAGGCAUCACCAGCUGCAUCUGAACGAGGAUCAUCUGAAGAUCGUGUCUCCGAACCGCAGACAGCAGCAGUACGGUGCUGCCGCCGGUGCAGGAAUCUUGAAGAAUGGUGGAUCGCCGGGUGGAGGAGGAAGCAGUUUGAUGCCGCCACCACCGCCACCGACGAACGGAGCUGGUGGAGGUAAAAUUCCGCUCCCGGACAUGAAGGAGAUGGAUUGGAGCAGUUUGGUGGACACGGCAACCAAAGCAAUGACACAGUUCACAGAAACCGUGGCCAAAUCGCACCCGGGAAGUAACGUUUACUACGACGACAUCAGCCAGGUGCUGAACGGAGUGCACCAUCUUCAGCAGCAGCAACAGCAACAGCAACAGCAGCAACAGCAGCAGACGAACGGUGUCAAUGGCGGUAGCAGCAGUAUCAGCGGAACCGGAAGCAGCAUCGGUAGCGGAGUGGACCUUUCAUCGUCCACCCCGAGUUCCGCUUCGCCCGUAUCGACCGGCAGCAGUAGCGCCCAGCAACAAGCGCUGAUGGCGCUGCAGAACAGCUCCAGUCUGCCGGAGCUGCAGUGCCAAGUGAGCCAGCUGUCCGAUCGGGUACUGCGGGAACAGCGCCGUCGCCGCUCGCUGGAGCACGCCGUCCGCAAGCUGACGGAGGAAAACCGACGGCUGCAGGAUGAAAGCCAAGCGGCCGUCCAGCAGUUGCGCCGCUUUACCGAGUGGUUUUUCCAAACGAUCGAUCGACAAUCGUAAAACACCAAACACCAACAGUCCUAUUCUGUUCUGUGUGUCACACGUGGCUCCAAAAUUGUUGCCCGCCGCAGGGGCACGUGUCUUCCAAAGCGUGAUGAUCUUAUAAAUUCCUUUCGUUCACAUCCAAUGACCAAAAAAGCGUGCGUACGCGAGCGAAACAGUGUUAAACGGAACUAUAAAUUUACAAUUUACAAAAAGCACCUACGAGGUGUCUUUAUUAUACAUUAAGGAGGGCAGAAUCGAAGGCGAGAGCACCAGUAUAAAGUUAAACAUUACAUUAUACACCAUCGGGGAAGCGUCGGUCGGGGGACGACGGAACGAAUUUUGUGUGGCAAAUGUUUGGAGACCGUUUUUUUGCUACUUCUUUAUCUACUAGACUUAAAGCGCCGUUCGUUCUCAUACCUUAGAUAUACCGUAAUCUAUACACAACAUGACA